AAGGUCGUGCCAGGCCGUGCUACCGUAGCCGUGCUAUGACCUCCAAGAAUGCAUAUGCCGCGCUUUUCAAAGUGUGUCGUCAAGGCUGUCAGCUGCCAUGCUGAAACGAAAAAAAGAAAAAAAAAAAAGUGGUUACUUCUUUACGACUUCGGGCCGUUACCGGAAUUUCUGGCGUCAUGAGCGGGAAUGACCUUGUUCAACGUCAUUCGGGCGACGUAAAUUUCACUGGCCUUGGGCGAUGCUUCCUCACUUCCUCAGUCGAUUGAACGGUUUCUAGCCGAGGACGUUUUUGUCAACGACAGGAUGAUCCUUUCAGCGAUCACUGACCACCUUGGAUUUCGAGAAGGAGUGUUCUCUGUUGUGUUCUUAGUCACUGUUAUUUACAUUAAACACCUAUACAGAUAUAAAGAUUACUGGAAAAAACAAAAUGUUGUUCACGAAGAGCUCCAACUUUUCUGGCAUCCCAUAGCAAGGUUGCUCGAAAAGCCAAUUCACGAAAUUGACAUGGAUAAGCAGAAGAAAUAUGGAAAGAUUUUUGGUGCCUUUGAGGGACCUAAGCCAACACUGAUUGUCUCAGAUCCUAAUUUGGUGAAGCUUGUGCUUGUCAAGAGUUUCCAGUCUCUUCCAGACAGAAGACACAUGAAAUUGAAUGACCCAAUGUUGGACAACAUGAUGAGCAUGGUCACUGUAGACCGUUGGAGGAAGAUUCGACCUGCUGCUAGCCCUGCCUUUGCCACAGGGAGGCUCCGCAAGAUGAAUGAACUCAUUCAAGACUGCGCCCAAACCUCGAUGCAGCACUUGCUGAAAGUUGCUGAAGGUGGAAAAGAGCUGAACGCUAAGGAGUUCUUUGGACAUUAUGCGUUGGAUGUCAUUGCAAGGUGUGCCUUUGGGACAAAGCUUAAUUCCCACACCGAUCAAACCAAUGAGUUUGUUUCCAAAGCAAGGACAGCCUUCAAUGUGAAGGUUACACUACCAGUUAUCUUAUUCUUUUACAUCUGUGGACUGUUUCCAAUCAUUAUGAAGCUGCUAAAGCUGCGUUUCUUUGGCUCCGACACAUUUAUAUUCUUCAAAAAUGUCUGCUUGAAUAUGAUUGAGAAAAGGAAACUGUCUUCAAAGAAACACCAAGACUUCUUGCAGUUAAUGGUUGAUGCACAAGUUGGGGGCCUUCAGGGCAGCUGCGAAGUAUCGCAUGAUGCUGAAGACAAAUUAUACAACCUAGGCACAGAGCGAGCUGUUGAACAGACUGCUGACUUAAAAGCUUUAAAUGAAGAUGAAGCCCUGGCGCAGUGUGUUACUUUCUUCACUGCGGGACAAGACACAACCUCUUCAGUCAUUGCACACACUGCAUAUCUCCUAGCUCUGCACCCUGAAGUGCAGCAGAGACUGAGGGAGGGAGUGGAUGAUUGCUUCAAGAGAUGUGGUGGCGAGCCAUCAUUCGAUGAUAUUUCCAAACUUAAGUAUUUGAACUGUAUUGUCUCAGAAAGUUUGAGACUGUACCCGCCAGCUGUUCGUGUUGAGAGGACGGCUUGUGAAGACGUCACCCUUGGUGAUACUGGUUUCAAGCUUCCAAAAGAGUGCAUUGUGCAGAUACCGAUUUACGCGAUGCAUCGUGACCCCGAGUACUUUCCGGAUCCUGAGAAAUUUGAUCCUGAACGAUUCAGUGAAGAGAACAUUGGGUCAAUACAACCAUACUCCUACCUGCCAUUUGGGGCUGGACCAAGGAACUGCAUUGGGAUGAGAUUUGCCCUGCACGUUGUGAAGACAUGCCUCUUCCAUCUUGUGCACAAUGUGGAGCUGGUGCAAACACAGAGCACACAGGUGCCACUGAAGAUGGUCAAAAGUUUUGGCCUGCUGACGGCUGAGGAUAUAAUUGUUGGUGUGAAGAAGACGGAUUUCUGAGCUCGAGGCCUGUCCAGUAGCGCACCCAGGAUCUCUGCCAGGGAGGGGGGGGGGGGGUUGACAGUUUGCCAAUACCAUCUAAACAGCACUUAUUUCAAUUUCUUCACGGGAAAUUGUCAAACAAUGCGCUUUUUGCGAGUGUGCAAGGUAAGAAAAGGGGUUAAACAAAGGGGGGGAGGGUUAGGUCGGCCUCAGGGGGGGGGGGGGUUACAACCCCCGACGCUCCCCCCCCCUCCCCCGUCGGUGUGCCACUGGGCCUGACACAGCUGAAAUUCACUUUUGUGGUAAAGGACCACAUUCAACAUAAGAGACCUUGCCCUAGAUGUAAAUGGGGCUUAUGAUUGCCAUAGCAGCAAAUUCUUUAUGAAAUCCUCAUAUGUAUAACUAGCGCCUGUUGAAGCUUAGUAUGACAAAAUAUUGUGUGGAAGAAACGUGACGAAAUCGGACAGAAGCUGGCAUAAUUUAAAAAUUAUCAAGAACUUGUUUCGGCACCUAUCUGGGAGCCUUGUUUACGAUGAAGGUUAAAAAGGAUGAGCACAAGGCUAGAUGUGGCUGAGGACAUGAUGUAGUGUGCAAGCAUAGAUCAGAUUAGGAUUUUCAUCAUUUCUCUUCAAAUUUCAUGCAAAUUCCAUGCAUGAACUUGAAACUGUUGACAGCACUUACUUCCAGUCACUGUAGCGUUGGUCUCAUCACGUUGCUCUGCUACAUACAGUGAUUUAGAUAGCUGCACACGUUUGUAUUUUCUCAUGCUGAGUGGCACAAGCAUCGCUAUUCCUUUCGCAUUUAUCUCUGCUGCAAUCACACAAUUUCUGAGGCUCGAAAGAAACAGAUUUCUCGUCGGCAGCACGCACAUCAGCUCAGCGAUGGAUGCUGCACUCCGUACUCGCGUUGAAAUAAUUCCUAACGUAACAAACUUUGACCACGAUAGCAAUGUUGUACCUCUAAGAUGUGAAACUCAAGAAAUAGACAAGCUCUGUUCCAGUCAGACAUGGGGCGCUUGGCCUGGAUAACAUCGUCGCACUAUGGCCAAGCGCCUGGAGCCACUGGCGCGUGGCUCGCAGGGACCAAUCAAAGCGCUCGGUUGGCCGAGCGUCUCGACGGCCAGAUAUGAUGAGAAGGUUCGUCGAUGACUGCGGUGUCUACGAUACGCAGCACACGCAGUCACUCGCAACUGCAGCGCAUUUAGCGCAACAUUUGCUAUGUGCACGAUAGGGCUCGAACGCACGCUCGCACUCGUGUGCUCCAGUCUGGCCGCACUAUGUGAUGCGGACCAGCUUUGUCCUGCACGGAUAAAUCGAGAUUGCGCAUUUUGAAGCGAUGAGCUGUGGUGGCUAGAGUGUACUAGAACAAGGUUAAGUGGGACUAGUGGGCAGUACGGCGCAUGCUUUGCAGUGAGACGCCCGACCCACCACCUCGUCAAUUUAAAAAAAAAAAAUAAAGCAGGCACUGCCCGACCAUAGGUGUUCUGUGGCCUGACAACAAAAAAUACUGUGGCGGCGCUGCGAUCGAACUGGAUUUCAAAGUUGAUUCGGCCAUGGAAAGCCAUGGAAAGAGGUCACGCCCCUAGAGUUGCGCCAUUCGAAGCUGCUGGCGAUACUGCUUGGCAGUGUCGCUCGUACUACGCGCGCUAGUAUUUGCAAACGGACCAGUGGCGUAGCCAGACAAAUGUUCAGUCGUGUGUGUGGAGGGGGGGGGGCACAUUGCAGCGCGGCCUCCUCCUUGUAGAAUUUGUCGAGGGAUCAAAUACAUGAAUAAUAAAGACAUUGCCAAUGCCAUUGUGUAUUAGAUGCUGCAAACGAAUUCUUGUACGCUACGCACUGUCAAGACAAGUAGGUAAAAUAUGUAUUUUUCCAUAAAAGAAUAUAUUCGUAUGUGCCAAAAAUUGUGGCGGAAGAAGCUGAUAUCAGUGCUUCCAUGUUUUUUUGUCUUUGUAAUAAGUAAAGAAAAUAUUAUGCGAACUUUAGAACUAUAUCAGUUUGAAACCAGUGAAGCAGUGCAUGCAGCUGAUAAGAAAAACGUAAAGGCCAUAAAAUGAACAAGUUGAGGACAAAUAUUUUGAUGAAUCUUUGUCAUUCAGGAACCUUGUUUACACUUUUGUACAUAUGCAAAUGCCAGGGAAAAACCUCAAUGAUGAUACAAUGUAAUGUACAAAUACGAAGAUACAGCUUGAUAAAGGGCAAAAAAGUGUCGCUGGAAACAAUGUUCACUGCUUGUAUACACAAAACCCCGCAACAAGAUAUUUAAAUAUCUGUAUAAGUCUCCAAUAAAUCUACUUAUCUAAGCAAACGUUACAGUAUAUAAUGUGUCAAGCAAGGCGAAUAAACAUGUUGCGCAAUCACAGAUAGUGAACUUUACGCAUAAAAAGACGGACGAUCCAGGCAAGAACAGAACUAUGAUAACAGAAAUCAUGAUAUGUACUUCGGCCAUGCUGUGGUUGUGACAGCACCAUAUGGCUAGAAUAAUAGAGGAAGAAUGCAGAAAUCAACACAAAAAUGUCUAUUUUAACUGCCUGCACAGCGGCAAAAAUUAUUCUGUGCCCAAACUUACAGAAUGGUAUUGCUUCGAUUCAAAAAAGAAGUAAAAGCAGGUAUUUAAAAAGGAAAGAAAAGGAGAAAUGAAAGCCACAGAUGAUGCGGCAAGUUGAACUACCCUAUAUCCGAGUGUGUGUUGGGAAACAUCGCUUGGGCCAGGCUUUCAAUGAGCAAGGUCGGUCAAAAUUAGUUAUUGAUGUCCUCGUAAUUUUCAUAUUCCCAUGAUAAUUUUGAUCAUGAUGCUAUCUGUUACAAUAAAUGGUAAACAUUUCUGCGGUUUUAAAAGCUAAUGAACAGUCAUACAUUUUCAUAAUUACGCGUUUAUGGACCUGAAGGAACAGAGAUAUUUACUUCUAUUAAUCUAAAGGACACACUUCCCUUGGCGGGGAAGUUUAGCGAAGCGGUCAAUGACUUCAGACACGUUGAUGUCUACAUCUCUGUGGGCGUAUAGGAGCGCAAGACCAACCAUGCAUUCCUCAGACAUUUUCGACGC
Messenger RNA from Dermacentor silvarum, 4923 nucleotides. RefSeq names its product cytochrome P450 3A8. The record is from RefSeq and is a predicted model, not a curated record. The transcript has 14 exons. Gene Ontology annotation, molecular function: iron ion binding; heme binding; monooxygenase activity. NCBI's taxonomy places the organism in Eukaryota, Metazoa, Arthropoda, Arachnida, Ixodida, Ixodidae. The coding region runs from base 304 to 1899 and encodes 531 amino acids.